CAUGUUCGAGGAGACCUUCGAGGAGCACAGUGCACAAUGCAUCCACAAGAGAUUCACCGAAUUCAUCUAUCAGUGCAAUCAGGUGUUGCAGAUGAAGCAAGAGACCAGGAUAGCACCUCAUGAGUUCCUCAGACGAAUGGUCUUCCUGCUACAGACAAAUCAAGACAUCCUGGACAAGUUGAGUGGCGACACAGAAUCCGUCGCUUCAUCCAGCAGCAAUCAAUCACCUGAACCGGAAGAAAAUUCCGAUGCAGCUCAACUUUUGAGCAAUCUUCAGCUCAGCUUGAAAAAUCAGUCUCUCCUGCCGGCUAUUCCGAAAAGUCUAGCCCCCGUAAUUCCUGCCAAGGAUUGCCAAUUCAAGAAGGUGACGUGCCCAACAUGCAGACAGGGAUUCCUGACCAUAUCUCACCUGGAUAUUCACAGGAUUCGCUGCCACAAGUGAACAUAUCCAGGACUUUUUAAUGUUCAAAGUUCGGAAGAUGCAAAAGACAAACUAGCAAGGGCGGACGAAAGAUGAGAAGAUUCUUUUGAGAUUCACAAAGUGAUAUAAAGAUGGUGUGAAGUCGAUUUGUAUUACAAUGUUGUGGUAAAAUAAGAUUUUAGAUAAGUGAAUUUUAAAGUUUAUUUUGUUAUGAUUCUUUAAAGUAAAUAAUAGCGCCAUUUUUUCUUGUUUUUUUAAUUUAAAAUGUAAUAAUCCUGAGAUUCCUGAUGACUGACGUUACUUAAAACCACCUUUAACGUUUACUUAGAAAAUUAAGAAAAAAAACAAAGUAAAUGUUUAAGAGAACACAAUGGGUAUUUUCGAAGCUUUAUCGAAUAUCUGUAAAAAUGAUAUUAGGAUCAAAAUACUUAAAAUAAGGACGAAACUGAAUUUUUGUAUACGUUUUUUUUAUGUGAAAUAAAAUGUUUAACUGUA
Phlebotomus papatasi is the source of this 916-nucleotide messenger RNA. RefSeq lists its product as uncharacterized. NCBI's taxonomy places the organism in Eukaryota, Metazoa, Arthropoda, Insecta, Diptera, Psychodidae. The record is from RefSeq and is a predicted model, not a curated record.